CUGAGGAAUACACUCCGUGCUUAGCUGCUCCGCCAAGGCACCUAGCAGAGGCUUUAUUUUAGACGGUGUCCUGUCCCAGGCAUAACAGGUAGCAGCUGUCACACCAGUAAUCCGUAGGACUAACAGGAUCAGAGUGUGAGGGAAUCACUUAUGGUGUUGAACCAUAAGAACACAGAAGUUACUGAGGCUGGGUGUGUUUCUACAUGCGUUUGUGAUUCCCCAGGAUGUCAGGAGGUUGUUUUGUUUUUUUUGGUCUGUGAAGAUUCAUCUCUGUUUCCACUAUUUUAGAAGCACUUUUUUCCUAGCUUUGUUGAUGAAGACAUCAGUGUCUUUUGUGUUAUUGAUUUGAUACAUCCGCAUUGAACAGCUUCCUUUGGAUUCUCAUUGUCAUCAAAUCAUUCUUCUUUCGCCCUGAAUCAUCUUGAAGGAAUCUGGGGAGGUAAACAGCUUUCACAAGCUGCCUGGAGUGCAGCCACUGCACUGUGUUGAGUUUCAGAUGCGAGGAAAAGGACUUGGUCAGCCAUCGGAUCCUGUGAAUUGCAAAGAGGUGUGCAUGAGAUUUGCAUGCUGGUGUUGAUGGCAAGCUGCAGAAGAACCCUUAUGAAAAUCUGUCGUCCAAGUCUCUGAGUCAGCUUCAUUGCGAUUAAUCUUUGCUGAAACAUUCAAUUAGCCAAAGACAACAAUCCUAACAGCUGAAUUCAGUGGAGGCCUUGGAAUCACUUGCUACUUCCCAUUUGUACUUUGGAAAAAAACGUAAUGUUUUUAUCUCCGACAAAACAACUUCAUUUGAGUCAGGGGUCAUUUGUAAAAUAAUCACAUAACUGCGAGAUGGGGUUUUGUGCCAACUUUUUGCACAACAUGAGUCCAUGGAUCCAACCAUUUUUGGGGCGAACUUCAGCACUACCAGACCGCUCUGAGGAUUGCUUGAUGUCUUGAGCAGCAAAGCAUCUCAGCGCAGCAACUCUCUCUUUCUCUCUCUUCUGCCUCCAGUGAAGUAGACAGUCUGGAAUUAUUGAUCUAUGUAGAUUCUCCCUAAAGGUCACAAGAAGAGGUUCACACACAUACGAGUCUGGAUAAGCCGGGCAAACGAGUGUCAAUGAUCUUACUCAUUCUAAGAUGAAGUUAUGGAAGUGUGCCGCCAUUGCCUUGACACUCUGCGGUGCAGCACUCUCCGUUCUCCGCACUAGAAUGGCUCCAGCCAGGACCGGCCACCUCCUCUCCAGGGACUCCUCCUCGCCGAGGUCCCCCUCGCCCACCACCUUCAAUGCCUCCGUGUCCUUGGACAGUGAGCAACGGCGCAGGCGCAGGUCGACGGAAGGAGCCAACUCAGUGCUUUCAGAGGUCAUGGACAUGUUCCAGAGCUUCACAGAGGGAGAACUCAAGCAAGUUAUCGGGGCCCUGGUGGAACGGAAGGCCCGGCGCGACGCCAGCGAGAGCAAAAGGACAAAGCGCGCCCGGAAGGGGACUCGCUGCUCGCUGCAGAACCGGGAGGUGACCGUGAGUCAGCUGGAGCUGGGCUACGAGAGCGACGAGAUCGUCCUCUUCAGCUACUGCAGCGGCAAGUGCUCGGCCAGCCGCCGCAACUACGACAUCACGCUGGCCUCCAUGAAGGAGCGGCUGCGCCACCGGCGGGAGAAGGUCCGCCACAACCCCUGCUGCCGGCCCACCUCCUAUGAGGAGGACUUUGCAUUCCUGGACAACCACAACAAAUACCAGACCAUCAAGGAGUGGUCGGCCAGUAAGUGUGGCUGUGUGUAACCCAACUCCCCCCAGAGGCCGCAACUCAACCCCCAUCUGAUACUGUAUCAUUCCUUCUGACAUACCAGAGGACGGACUGAAACAGCGAGAGGGGGAAGCAUCUGAAGAGAACACUGUACAGUACAUUUGAAACCAUUCACUCUCCUGGUCUUCUAAAGACAAAAAAAAAAAAAAAACGUGUGUUUUUCAUUGCCUUUGUUGAAAUAUAUUUUCUCUGAAACUGUUGAGCCAAUACACUGUACGAAUAACUUAUCCAAAUGAGCUCUUAAAGUCAUUUAUUGAUUGUUGCUCCACUAGUUACAUCUGGGCCCAGUCACAGUGGAUAGGGGAGGCCCUAUAUAUGACCACACUGGCAUUGUCUUGAUGAAUUCCUCAUUCUACAGCAGAUACGUCAUUCAGACAUAGUAAUACUAAACUGCAAACUCUUACCCUUUAAAGCCUAAUCACACAUUUAAAUGAGAUACUAAUACCACAGAGUGCUUUUUCGAGACCAAGCUGACUGGCUAAUGCAUGCUAUGCUUGAAUGGACGCGUAGACUAAACCAGGCUGCCAAAGCGGGCUGAGGCUGGGCUGCAUCAGAGGCGUCACUAGUGGAGCAACAGCAAGGAUCUGAGAGCACUUGGGGAAACAUGAAACGGAAACAUGAACGUACCCACAUUAGAAGCAUUCCCUGAUAUCACCGUUAAAAUGGUGUCAUGUAAUCUACAGCCUUCCGACAGCUAUUUAUAUCUACCUCAUUCUUUGUUUUGUGUGUUGACAGACACCAACGUAGACAUCUUCAUGGAUUCAAACAUGCGAUAUAUCUACUGCUGCUGUAGUUUCAGUGGAGGACAAAAAUGCGACACACGACAUUUUUAAAGCCAAACUCUUUCAAAGCAAUUUGCUUAAUGACAUUUAUGGCCACUGACCUUCUUAAUUCAAAUGUUAAAUAAGGUUCACGUCGAAUGCGAGCAGUGUUUCAGAAACGAAUCGGUGUGUCCCCAAGAGCAUUGCCAAACCUGAUUAUCCCAUAAAGCUUUACUUUGCAUUCUAAGCCUGUCUGGAGGAACAAAAAACAAUUCAGUGCCCUUUGGCCUCCCAGGCAGCCACCACUGCAUCUGGGCAGUACACCCAAACACUGCUGACAUUCAGAGUCUGGUGUAGGUCAUUUGGAUCAGAUUCAUCUGGCCAUAUACUGAGCUGGAUCAUUUAAUCCUUUUACUACCACAGCCAUGGGUUGAAAAGC
Molecule: messenger RNA, 2983 nt
Organism: Alosa sapidissima (American shad)
Lineage: Eukaryota; Metazoa; Chordata; Actinopteri; Clupeiformes; Clupeidae
Gene: nrtn
Product: neurturin
Exons: 3
Coding region: 1117-1758 (213 amino acids)
Molecular function (GO): glial cell-derived neurotrophic factor receptor binding; receptor tyrosine kinase binding; growth factor activity
Source: RefSeq, a predicted model, not a curated record